Molecule: messenger RNA, 4152 nt
Organism: Salvelinus fontinalis (brook trout)
Lineage: Eukaryota; Metazoa; Chordata; Actinopteri; Salmoniformes; Salmonidae
Product: NACHT, LRR and PYD domains-containing protein 3-like
Molecular function (GO): protein binding
Source: RefSeq, a predicted model, not a curated record
AGGAAGUCCAUGUUUAAGGAACAAGAGGAAGAAAUGGACUUUACGGGUAGAAGACUAAAACAUCAGAGCUGAGUGAGCUGUGACUCUAAAAUGAGUCUGGGGAGAGAGAGGAGGGGACCACUGCCUCUAAAAGAAGUCUCUCUGGAGAGAGAGGGGGGGACCGCUGCCUCUAAAAUGAGUCUCUCUGGGGAGAGAGAGGAGGAGACCACUGCAUCUAAAAUGAGUCUCUCUGGAGAGAGUGAAAAGAGAGGCAAUGCCUCUAAGAGGAGGUAUUCUGAGAGAGAGGAGGGUGCCACUGCCUCUAAAAAGAGUCUGCCUCAAGACACCAGUUCUAAGAGUGUCCAGAAGAAAAGAGCAGAGUCACCUUCAUCCAGCCAGGAACCUCUGAGACAUGUCAAAAUGUCUGAACAACAAAGGAAAAGCUCUGACUACCAGUUGAACUAUGAAAAUGUUCAGGAGUCGGUUGAGAUGAUGGAGAGGAUUGACAGCGAGGGUGCUGUGAGGUUCACCCACAGCCCUCUGGGUAGGAGUGGUGAAACUCUGCUGACAGUCCAACAAGACAUUAAGGCUAAUCUGAAACACAAGUAUCAACACAUAUCUGAAGGAAUUGGACACCAUGGAAACCAAAGUCUGUUCAAGGACAUCUACACAGAGCUCUACAUCACAGAGGGUGGAAGUGGAGGGCUCAGUAAUGAACAUGAGGUUAGACAGAUAGAGAUGGCAUCCAAGAAACAAACCACACAAGCGACAUCAAUCAAAUGCAACGAAAUCUUCAAGACUUUACCUGGACAAGGCAAACCUAUCAGAACUGUGCUGACAAAAGGAAUCGCUGGCAUUGGAAAAACAGUCUCUGUACAGAAGGUCAUCCUUGACUGGGCAGAGGGAAAAGCAAAUCAGGACGUUCAUUUCAUGUUUCCUCUUCCUUUCCGUGAUCUGAACCUGAAAAAGGACCAAUACAGUCUGAUGCAACUUCUUUCCCACUACUUCCCAGAUCUGAAAGAGAUUGACAGCAUUGAAGAUGGUGAAACCAAAACUGUUUUCAUUUUUGAUGGUCUGGAUGAGUGUCGACUUCCUCUAGACUUCAAAAACAAUGAGAAGUGCUGUGAUGUCACGAAGCCAACCUCAGUGGACGUGCUGCUGACAAACCUCAUCGAGGGGAAUCUUCUUCCCUCUGCUCUCCUCUGGGUAACCUCACGGCCUGCAGCAGCCAAUCAGAUCCCUCCUGAGUGUAUUGACCAGGUGACAGAGGUACGAGGGUUCAAUGAUCCACAGAAGGAGGAGUACUUCAGGAAGAAAGUCACAGAUCAGGAAAUGGCCAAUGAAAUCAUCACCCACAUGAAGACAUCAAGGAGCCUCCACAUCAUGUGCCACAUGCCAGUCUUCUGUUGGAUGUCAGCCACUGUCCUUGAGAUGAUGCUGAAAGAGGCAGAGAAGGAUGAAGUCCCCAAAACUCUGACCCAGAUGUACUCACACUUCAUGCUCAUCCAAAUCAUUGUGAAGAACAAGAAGUACAACAAAGCCACAGAGACAAACCCAAAGGAACUGUCGUCAGACAAAGAGAUGAUCCUGAAACUGGCAAAGCUGGCUUUCCAACAGCUGCAGAAGGGCAACCUGAUCUUCUAUGAGGAGGACCUGAGAGAGUGUGGCCUUGAUGUCACAGAGGCAUCGGUGUACUCAGCAUUGUGUACAGAGAUCUUUAAAGAAGAAUCUGGGCUGUACCAAGACAAGGUCUACAGCUUUGUGCAUCUGAGCAUUCAGGAGUUUCUAGCAGCAGUGCAUGCUUUAGAAUCAUGUCUGGGCAAGGAGGAAAAUGUUUUCUCCCCCAAAGCAGUCCCUUUUAAUUAUAAUGAUGAUCGUGAUUACGAUUAUUACGAUGAUGAUUACGAUGCUGAUGAAGAGGAGUCAAUCCAGUUGUCUGACUUACACAGGAAAGCAGUGGUCCAGGCCUUGAAGAGUAAGAAUGGACACUUGGACCUGUUCCUCCGCUUCCUUCUGGGUCUCUCACUGGAGUCCAAUCAGCAUCUGUUACGAGGCCUUCUGACACCGACAGGAAGAACAACACAGAGCAAUAAGAAAACAGUUGAGAGAACAGUCAGGUACCUUUCAUACAAGAUCAAGGAGGAAUCCUCACCAGAAAGGAUCAUCAACUUGUUCCACUGUCUGAAUGAACUUGGUGCCAACUCUCUAGUUGAAGACAUGCAGACCUCCCUGCAUUCAGGAACUCUUUCAGAAACAAGACUAGAACCUGACCAAUGUUCAGCCCUGGCCUACCUGUUACUGAUGUCAGAGGAGGUGCUGGAGGAGUUUGACCUGAAGACAUACAAAACAAUAGAGGAAGGUUAUCAGAGGUUGCUGCCGGUCGUGAAAACCUGCAAGAGAGCACUACUGGAUGGCUGUGAACUCACAUAUAAAUCCUGUGAGACUCUGGCCACAGCUCUGCAGACACCAAACUCCCCCCUGAGAGAACUGAACCUCAGCAACAAUGACCUGAGAGACAGAGGAGUGGAGCUGCUCUGUGUUGGACUAACCAGUCCACUCUGCAACAUACAGACACUGGUACUGGAUGGCUGUAAACUCACAUAUAAAUCCUGUGAGACUCUGGCCUCAGCUCUGCAGACACCAAACUCCCCCCUGGGAGAACUGGACCUCAGCUACAAUGACCUGGGAGACAGAGGAGUGGAGCUGCUCUGUGUUGGACUAACCAGUCCACUCUGCAACAUACAGACACUAGUACUAGCUGACUGUAAACUCACAUAUGAAUCCUGUGAGACUCUGGCCUCAGCUCUGCAGGCACCAAACUCCCCCCUGAGAGAACUGAACCUCAGCUUUAAUGACCUGGGAGACAGAGGAGUGGAGCUGCUCUGUGUUGGACUAACCAGUCCACUCUGCAACAUACAGACACUAGUACUGGAUCACUGUAAGCUCACAUAUACAUUCUGUGAGACUCUGACCUCAGCUCUGCAGACACCAAACUCCCCCCUGAGAGAACUGGACCUCAGCUACAAUGACCUGGGAGACAGAGGAGUGGAGCUGCUCUGUGUUGGACUAACCAGUCCACUCUGCAACAUACAGACACUAGUUCUAGGUCAGUGUGGUCUGACAGAGGGUUGCUGUUCAGAUCUGGCCUCAGUCCUGAGUUCACCCAACUCACAACUGAAACAACUGGAGCUGAGAGACAAUGACCUGCAGGACUCAGGAGUUACACUGUUGUCUGCUGGACUGGAGGAUCCAGACUGUAAACUACACACACUGGGGCUGUCUGGCUGUCUGGUCACAGAGGAGGGCUGUGCUGCUCUGUCUUCAGCUCUGAGGUCAAACCCCUCCCACCUGAAAGAGCUGGACCUGAGCUACAAUCACCCAGGAGACUCUGCAGGGGAACUGCUUUCAGCUGCUCUGGUGGAUCCCACAUAUAAACUGAUGAAGCUGAAUGUGGAUCAUGGUGGAGAGUGCAGGCUGAAAUCAGGGCUGAGGAAAUAUGCCUGUCAUCUCACCCUGGACCCAAAUACAGCACACCCAUACCUGAUACUCUCUGAGGGGAACAGGAAGGUGACAUUGGUGGAAGAGAAGCAGCAUUAUGAAAACCAUCCAGACAGAUUUGACUAUAGUCCCGAAGUUCCUCCAUUCUUUUUUAAUUGUCGUUACCAAGUUCUCUGCAGACAAGGCUUAUCUGGGUGUCAUUAUUACUGGGAGGUGGAGAGGGAUGGUGACGAGGCUGUCAUUGGUGUGGUGUCCAAAGGAAUGAAGAGGAAGGGAUGGUCCUGCUCUUUACUCUGCUCUAAAAGAGGUUAUAUCUCUUACCAUGCUGGAGUCAGCAGAUCCAUCUCUGGUCCUGGUUCUAAAAGAGUUGGAGUGUAUCUGGACUGGCCAGCUUGUACUUUGUCCUUCUAUAGUGUGUCCUCCUCUGGUACACUGAAACACCUUCACACAGAACACACCAGAUUCACUGAACCCCUCUAUCCUGUGUUUGGUGUUUACUCCUCCUCCUCAUUGACCCUGUGUCAGAUAGAUGACCAACACAUUCAGAGAGGAUUCAGCUGUUACCUGCAGACACCACACCAAGCUGUUGUCAGAUGAUUAUGGGAAACACAGGGGUUGACAUUGAGAUGGAGUUAAUCGGGGAUGAUGAGAGGACAGUAUGGAAAUCAGUGGUAU